This is a messenger RNA of Clonostachys byssicola, 1542 nucleotides long. Lineage: Eukaryota; Fungi; Ascomycota; Sordariomycetes; Hypocreales; Bionectriaceae. The record is from the annotation of a GenBank genome assembly.
AUGUUUCUCGCGGCACAGAAAGAAGGAAAUGGAAGCCUUAAAGGCAAAAAUGAUCUCAAGGCAAUGGUGGUUGAUCAUCGAGAUGAAACCGAAGGGGAAUUGUCGGUGUUGCAAAAUGUCCCUGAUUGGUCAAAGGAGGAAGAAGAAAGAGUACUGAGAAAGAUUGAUUUUCUUCUCAUGCCGCUCUUAGUGGCAGGGUUCUAUGUGCUUCAACUCAACCGUGGAAACAUUGCAAAUGCCCUUACGGAUGGUUUCUUGAAGGAUGCAGGUAUAACUCAAGACCAGUUCAAUAUUGGCCAGCAGCUGUUGUCUGUGGGUAUCAUACUCGUCGAGGUCCCCAGCAACAUGAUUCUUUACCGACUUGGGCCUUCGAUCUGGAUUACUGCCCAGAUUCUAGCUUGGGGCCUUGUUUCUAUCCUUCAGGCGAUACAAAAAGGUCUAGGGGCUUACUUGGCCACCCGGAUACUCCUUGGUAUCUGUCUAGGUGGCUAUAUCCCGGCCUCACUUUACAGCAUUACCAUGUGGUACAAGAAAUCGGAGACCAGCACUCGAUUUUCUAUAUUCUUCAUGGGAAACUCAGUUGCACGAGCAAGUAGCGGGCUGGUUGCUUUUGGUCUUCUACGAAUGCGUGGCGCUGCAGGACUGGCCGGCUGGAAAUGGCUCAUGAUAAUUGAUGGACUAAUGGCAAUACUAGUUGGGUUAUUAUUUGCUUUACUUUUCCCAGGGACCCCUUUCUCUUCGUUAAAGAGUCUCUGUCGAAUUGGGUUCUUCACGGAACGAGAAGUAUAUAUUGCUCGUCAACGAGUGGUAUUGGAUGACCCAACUACGCUGCAGAAGCGUCGCUCCGUCACUCUUGGGGAUGUCAUCUCUACUCUUACAAACUGGACUAUUUAUCCACAUCUUCUUAUUGCUCUUUUGGGAAACGCGCCGGCAAACGCUAUAUCAUCCUACGGUCCUACGAUUAUCAACAGCUUUGGUUAUGAGAGAUUGACUUCAAAUGCUCUGAAUUCGGUUGGCUCGUGGAUCCAGCUAUUUCUAAACCCGGCUUUUGGAUAUCUAGCCGAUCGGCUUCGUUUGAGAGGUCUUUCGAUGAUGAUUGGACUUGGCAUGUGGUGGUUGUUUAUGCUUACCACAUACCUUGUUGUUGACAAUCCCUCGAAGGAUGUACGUUAUGCCGUCCUAACCUUGGCUCUUUCUUUCGUAGGGGUCUGGCAUCCGAUAAACGGUUCAUGGAUCGCACUUAAUGCAAGAAAUGCCGAGCAGAGAAGCAUUACGAUGGCAGUCUAUAUCAUGAUAGCCAAUUGCGCAGGGAUUGUUGGUGGCCCUAUUUUCAGCGAGAACGAUGCACCUAUCUACCGUCGUGCGUGGACCAUUUCUGUUUCGCUUCUGUCCGCAGCUCUGUUCUGUGGAGUGCUGGCGCAUAUUCAGUACUACUUGUUGAAUCGACGGGCGAUGAAAAAAGAGGCAGAUAAUGGAUGUGAAGGAUCAUCUGCAGCAGGGGAUGAGGGGAGUGAGGCUCGAAGACAGAGAUAUGAAAUGUGA